AUGUCCUCCGUCCCUACUUAUACGCUCAACAAUGGGGUGAAGAUUCCAGCCAUUGGAUUGGGCGGCGCGGCUGGUCGUGAUGAGAAGGAGAAGGAGAAGGCGAGAGUGUGGUUUCUGACCGCGUUACAGGCCGGGUACAGACACAUUGAUGUAGCACAAAUCUACGGUACUGAAGAGGCUCUUGGGAAGGCUAUAAGAGAAUCAGGCGUCCCACGUGAGGAAAUCUUUAUCACGACGAAGCUACCUCCGAGCCACCAUACGCGUGUAGCUGAAUCAUUCCAGGAAUCUUUGGACAAUCUCGGUCUUGACUACGUCGAUCUCUAUCUAAUCCAUUUCCCCUUCGGACUGGCGUAUGAAAAGGGAGUCAACUUCCCCACGAAUCCAGACGGAACACCAAAAGUGGUUGAUUCCCCAACAUUUGUUGAAACUUGGGCCGAUGUAGAGAAGUUACUCGAUACCGGAAAGGUGCGAGCGAUUGGCGUUAGCAAUUUCUCGGUCAAGAACCUCGAGAUCUUGCUUAAGUCUGCGAAGGUUGUCCCCACUGCUAACCAGGUCGAGUUACACCCGUAUCUCGCGCAGUCGGACCUGGUUGAAUACAGCAAGAGCAAGGGCAUCGUAACCACUGCCUACACCCCCACCGGUUAUCAGACCGUGCUUUCUGACCCCACCAUCGCGGAGUUGGCUGACAAGUACGGAGUUUCUCCUGCGCAAAUCGUAUUGGCGUGGCACGUCGCCCGCGGCGUCGUUGCGGUACCAAAGAGCAGCAACAAGGAAAGGCAGAAGCAAAACAUAGCUCUCCCGACGUUAGAGCCGUCAGAUGUCGCCAGAAUCUCGUCUUUGGACAAGGGAGAGAGGGUGUGCAACAAGCCGGAUGCGGAUGGCAAGUUCUUUGGCAUUACGAAGGAGCAGCUCGGGUGGUGA
Messenger RNA from Pleurotus ostreatus (oyster mushroom), 921 nucleotides. RefSeq lists its product as uncharacterized. Lineage: Eukaryota; Fungi; Basidiomycota; Agaricomycetes; Agaricales; Pleurotaceae. Gene Ontology annotation, molecular function: oxidoreductase activity. Bases 1 to 921 code for a protein of 306 amino acids. The transcript is spliced from 11 exons. The record is from RefSeq and is a predicted model, not a curated record.